AUGGAUGUAUUUUCGUUACUUAAUGUUUUCGACGAUGUUAUUAAUGAUGGUGAUGUUCAUCAUGCUGCAACUGUUGAGGUUGAGAACUUCUGGUUGAGGAAACUUCCUUUUAAUGUACAAAUGUUAGGUCAUUGUGAUGGGAUCAUCUGUCUACAAUAUCCCAACGACAUUAUUGUUUUAUGCAAUCCAGCAAUCAAGGAAUUCAAUCUUCUUCCCGAGUCUUGUCUUCUUCACCCUCCAUGGCCUCGCUGGCAUAUAGGUAUUGACAAGGGAGAAGAAAUCAUCACGUAUAGCAAUGCCGCGGGAUUCAGUUAUGAUUCCAAAACUAAACAGUACAAGGUUGUUAGAAUUGUCAAUUUUUUGCCUAGGCCUUCUAGUGAAGAAGAAGUAUGCACGCCUAGAAGAAAAGCAGAAGUAUACACCUUGGGUGCUAAUUCUUGGAGAGUGAUCGAGUGCGAUAUCAAAGCUAAUGUCUUCUGGAUGGCUUCGUUUGAUAUGUACUUCAAGGGAAUUUUUUACUGGUAUGCAGCUUCUGUUCCACAAGAUAAUGAAGUCAUCCUUUCAUUCGAUAUGAGCGAUGAGGUGUUUCAUAAUAUACCACUUCCAGAUAACUUCCGUAACAUCAAUGGGUGGCUUAAGAGUCUUGCAGUACGGAAUGACUCCAUUGCUCUUUUAUUGUAUAAUAGAGGAGGGGAUAAUACUCAAUUUUCGUCUUUUGAAAUAUGGGUGAUGGAUGACUCCAAGGAGGUGAAAGGUUCAUGUAUAAAACACUUAAGCAUUGGAACUUUACAGGACAUUUUGAUUCCACUGAAAAUUUGGAAGAGCGAUGAGCUUCUUAUAGUUAGCGCUAAUGGGCAUAUAGUCUUCUACAACUUAAGCACAAAAACACGCAAGUACGUUUCUAUUCGUGGCGUGGAUAAUCCAAGAUUUAUUCAAGCUGCUGUUUAUGUGAAUAGUGUUAUUUCUGUCAAGGGAGACAACACACUUCACGUUCUAUCAAGAGAGACAACACGCUUAAUUGAGGGCUCAAAUGUUUUUGCAUACAUAGAAAGUGGUGGAUUGCCAUUGUAA
Molecule: messenger RNA, 1071 nt
Organism: Pyrus x bretschneideri (Chinese white pear)
Lineage: Eukaryota; Viridiplantae; Streptophyta; Magnoliopsida; Rosales; Rosaceae
Product: F-box/kelch-repeat protein At3g06240-like
Exons: 1
Coding region: 1-1071 (356 amino acids)
Source: RefSeq, a predicted model, not a curated record